This is a messenger RNA of Columba livia (rock pigeon), 1938 nucleotides long. RefSeq names its product BTG anti-proliferation factor 4 (gene BTG4). Gene Ontology annotation, cellular component: cytoplasm; nucleus. Gene Ontology annotation, biological process: negative regulation of mitotic cell cycle; negative regulation of cell population proliferation. The coding region runs from base 488 to 1162 and encodes 224 amino acids. The record is from RefSeq and is a predicted model, not a curated record. Lineage: Eukaryota; Metazoa; Chordata; Aves; Columbiformes; Columbidae. The transcript is spliced from 5 exons.
CCAGCAAUGCACAGCAGUUGUUUCCUGUUGUCCUGCAUCGUUCUCCAGAAAGCAUAGAACAGGUUACCAUCGUCCUCUUAUGCCAGAUGCGAAAGGGAAGGAGUGACUCACGGCUUGUUUAUGGGACAAAAUCCUGAUGUGUCAUCACAAGCAACCAAGUGCGGAGCAGAGCAUAUGAUAAGGAUACUCUUGUGGUCGAAACACUGGUGUACUAUAUGAAAGCUUGGCUCCUGGCACUGCUGAAUGCUUCUUCUGAACAUUCAUUGUCUGUCUCAGACUUCGAUUCUCUUUCAUUUGAGUGAUUACUGAAGGCUGGCCAUUAGUUACGGAAGUAUUUUGACAUGUGAGAAAAAGAAAGAGAGGACUUUUUUUUGGCAAUUUACUACUCAUGCCCUAAAAUCAGAAUUUCUACUCAAUGCCUGUGUAGUGUCUCAUCUCUGCUGAGGACUAUCCAACAGCUAAAGCACCUUGUGUGCUUCCGUUUAAAAUGAAAGAUGAAAUUGCUGCCACAGUCUUCUUCAUCAUGAAGCUGGUGAAAAGGGAAGACAAGCUGAGCAAACACAAAAUGGAGAAAUUUGCAGCUAAGCUGACGACAAUACUGUUUGAAAAGUAUAAGAAUCACUGGUACUUGGACAAUCCAUCCAGAGGACAAGCCUUCAGGUGUAUAAGGAUAAACAGACACCAGACAAGAGAUCCACUGCUGGAGCAAGCUUGUGUGGAGAGUAAUGUGGACUUUAAUAAGCUUGGUUUGCCCAAAGAGAUGACACUGUGGGUUGAUCCAUUUGAGGUGUGUUGCAGAUAUGGUGAGAAGAACCGUCCCUUCACAAUUGCGCAGUUUGAAGGAGAGGAGAACCCAGAGCUUCCUCAGCAGAUCAGCUAUGCUGCCGACAGAGCAGCUUUAGACUAUCAUUCUGACGUUUCUUCAGAUGAGGAGAACUUCAAGGAGCCAAAAGCUAUACCUAUUGUCAGCAAUCCUAACAGUAUCUAUCAGUUCAGUGACUGCUGCAAGGCACAGCCCUGGUCUCAGUAUCUUCAUAGGAGGACCUAUAUGACUGAUGGCUCUCACUAUGCCCAGCACAGAGGCUACAAAGUCAGCAAGCCAACAGCUGCUUUCACAGGACCGCGUGUUGAUAGAUACCACUGGAUCAAUACCAAGUGGUAGAUCUGUGGCUGCACCUGUUGAAACACUGAACUAUGAGAUGAAGGCUGGCACUGCAAGUUUCACAAAAACAAAAAGCUCUUACUGUCUAGUCCCUGUCUCUUUUUUUUGUACACCUGAAACUUUUGGGUUUGUUUAACAUCAAUAAAAUGUUUAAAAGAUUAUACGUGAGACUUGUAAGUUAAAAAGGAAAUGCAUGUAUCAAUACACCUACUUGUUUUGUUUGUGUUUUUUAAAGCUCUUUGGUGAAAAGGCAAGCAAGUCAAGGAAGACAAAAGCAUCCUCCAAGCUGCUUUGGAAGACAGUCUGCUUCCUUCUGGCAAAGGUAGCAAGGGCAGAAGUGUACUUCUGAGAUGUGUGGUCAGCAAAACAUCUGCACAUCACGAGCAGGAUUGCCUCCAUGCUCCCUUUGAGUGAGGUUUUGGUAUAGGCAGCUGUGCGAGAGUGCCAGCUAGGCUCUUGGCUCUAGACUACAGCUAACUUGUCGGAAGAAGAGAGUCUUGUGGGCAGGAGACGGGUGAGCAUGGUGGUGUAGCUUUUGGAGCUGUAAGCUAGUGUGUUGCCUAGUAGAAUGAUGGAGCUGUUAUGUUUAAGUAAGCAAUAUGGUGGUCCAUAGGGCACUUGGGUCAAGUUGUCUUCUAGCUAGUGCAGAACUCCUGACAGAUGGAGACUCACAGGAAUACUACUGGGCUUCAAAACUGUAUUGGUUCCAGGGCUGAGUAAAAAAAUGUGGUCUCAUACAAUCAGCAUCAACACAACUUUGUCCUGUUGACUUAUGG